AUGUAGUAUUUUCGGUUGUCAGUCUUCUUCAAUCUGGCUCAGCCGGUAAGGAGGUGACGCAAUUAAUGUGCGCCACUGCUGCUUAGUGGCAUAACGAUGUCGGGUCCUAAGAAUGUUUUGCAUUCUUUAGCUGUGUACGAUGAGGAUUCUGAGCCAGAUACAGAUAAUGAAGCAGCGGAUGACGAUCCUGCCACACCCAGUGAUGAUGAAGAGUUGGACGCUGCCCUGGAAGCUCCACUGAUAAGGCAGACAGAACUCCGAGAGAAAGGGGGACUGGUAUCGGCAAGUUAUGGAGAGGAUGAUGUUAAUAGACAAGAUGGAGAUAGACUAGACGAUGAUUAUGAGGAGGACUACUAUCAAGAGGAAGAUGAAGAGGAGGAUGAUGCAAGCAGCAAGGCAUCGGGUGAUGAAGAUUCAGAAAAUAACAGCUCCACAAUCGAUGGCAUAAAGGAGGUGUCAGAAGUGGACAACAAAAAGGACCCACAGGAGCUUGUUGCUUCAUUCUCUGAGAAAGUAAGAAACAUGGCACCAGAUGAAAUCAAAAUCCCUCCAGAACCCCAAGGGCGAUGUUCCAAUCAUUUGCAGGAAAAGAUCCACCGGUUGUAUGAGAGGAAGAUAAAUGAAGGACUAGACAUGAACUCUAUUAUCCAGAGAAAGAAAGAGUUUCGCAACCCAAGUAUCUAUGAGAAGCUGAUCCAAUUCUGUGGUAUAGAUGAACUCGGCACAAAUUAUCCUAAGGAUAUGUUUGACCCACAUGGGUGGUCAGAGGAUUCCUUCUAUGAAGCUUUAGCUAAAGCACAGAAAAUUGAAAUGGACAAAAUGGAAAAGCAAAAGAGGGAACGAACUAAGAUUGAAUUUGUAACUGGAACAAAGAAAGGUGGUACAACUACAAGCACAACAUCUACAAGCACUACUACCGCCAGUGUCACGACUGCAGAUGCUCAGAAGAGGAAGAGCAAAUGGGAUUCAGCAGUUCCAGUGACGACUAUAUCUCAGCCACCCAUCCUGACUACCACAGCUACACUACCUGCAGUUGUUACAGUCACCACAAGUGCCAGUGGGUCCAGGACCACUGUAAUUUCAGCAGUCGGUACAAUAGUCAAAAAAUCAAAACAGUGAGCAGUGGUCCAGGACACAGCUUUGGUAAGCUAGGAGAAGUUUUUGAUGUAAUAGACUGUACAUAUAUCGAAAAAAUGUCUCUGCCGUUACAGAUCCUUAAGUAACAAGGCAGUAUUUAUGCACAGCCAAACUGAGAUGAACCUAUACUCUUGCCUUUGAAAGUAUGGACUUUGUUUUUAAAGCCUGCUAAGAUUUGCUUGGAACAGGGACUAAACUGGUAGCAUUGAGGCUUGCCGUGCCACUGACAGAUACCAGUAGUACUACACCAGGUUUAUUGAUGCUGCUUUAGGCAACACAUCAGAAUGCUGUUUCAGCACAGUAGUGGUGGUGGUCCUCAUUUAUUUAUACCGUAAUAAGAAAUGCAGGACUGGGUGAGAAAUUUUCAGACCUGUUGGGCCCGCAGUUUUUUUCACAUUCCUUUAUCGUAAAAUUCAGACAGACAAACCAGUUUUAGUAAAGGAGCUUGCCAUGACUUGUGGGAAACUGAAGAAAUUCCAGAUUGCGUACUUGCAUAAUUCUCAUAGUAAGGCUGAUGUUGAAACAGAAAUAUUGAAACACAGUCUCUUAGAAUGGCAAAUACUUAAAUUUUGACAUCAGACCUAAAAUGUGUCUUGAGAAAUACAGUAAAGUUGAUUUUAAACAUUCAACGAGUUUGUUGCUGUCUUGGGUGAUCAACCAUUUAUGUAUUAUCUAUAGAUUCUUGCCUUCCUGUUACCAUAAAAAUGUAAAAUUUUGUAAAGGUUCAUUAAAACUAUAGAUUUUGUUUUGUGUAUUUUUUCUUUGAGUUCAGGAUUAUGCUUUUUUCUGGGAGGCAGAACUUCAGUUUGAUCUUCCUGUUACAAAUGUUUUUGCCCUGCUGAUUUGAAAAUAAAUCCAUUGAACUUUUA
Molecule: messenger RNA, 2006 nt
Organism: Protopterus annectens (West African lungfish)
Lineage: Eukaryota; Metazoa; Chordata; Ceratodontiformes; Protopteridae
Gene: SAP30BP
Product: SAP30 binding protein
Exons: 12
Coding region: 97-1119 (340 amino acids)
Biological process (GO): regulation of DNA-templated transcription
Cellular component (GO): nucleus
Source: RefSeq, a predicted model, not a curated record